CCUGGAGGUGAGCCCACCCCAGUGUGGAGCUGGAGUGGGACAUUCCCGGUGCCCUCCGGGACACCCAGGAGGUUGUCUGACCUCCUGCCCUCCAGUGACAACCUCCAGGGAGGUCCUGUUACCGGGAGAUAGAGUGCAUUCCACGGGCACAUUCCACAGCCUCCACGUCUGCUGGGAAGGCCCUGCACCUCCAGGCACCUCCAGCCAUGGCGUAGGGCCGUACCUUGGGCCGUUCCCAGCUCCAGGGGCCCAUUCCCUGAGCCAGGAUGCCGUCCCUGCCGCAGGACUCGCCCGCCGCGGGGUUGGGGACGGGGUUCCCCAUGGUGAGGGGUCCCCCCUCCGAGCUCAUGGGCUUCUACAUCACCUCCUACGAGGUGGCCUUCGGGAAGAGGCCCACGGGGUCGCCCCAAAAGUUGGAGGAGGGGCGCGUUUUGGGGAUUGAGCCCCCCGGUGACAGGAGCGUGCACCCCCUCCUCGGCGUCCACACCGGCUCGGGAUACGUCACCAACAACUACUCGGCACUGGGAUCCCUGAUCUCCCCGCACGUGGAGCGCCAGGACACCGACGUGUCCACCACCUCCGAGGACUUCAAGGUCUUCGGGCGCCCGGAAUACCAAAGGAUGUUGCCCGAGCACGUGCAUGAGCCGGAGUGUCGGUGUCCCACUGACUUCUCCUUUUCCCGCCUCCGUUUCGGGGAGGUGAGAGCCCCAAAAGCAUCCGGGGAAUAUGGCACCCAGAGCCACUGCGCCAGUCCUGCCAAGCCAGAUGUCCCACCGAGGGCGACGGAGCUGUCGGUCUGCACCGGGACCACCCAGAGGAGCGACCUCACCGUGCCAGAGCAGCCCCUUGAUGUUGGUGAUGGUUGGAUGGAUUCCGUUCCUGCCAAAUGCAGCAUUCCCCAACCUGCCAUGGGCCAUCCCGCCCCCUUCGCCCCGCCGGAGCUCCAAGUGGGACCCAAGGGAGUCACUACCUGGAAGGAGCCGUUGGCAUACAGCACUGUCCACAACCAGUACCUGACCAAUCUCUCACCGCUGGCCCCCGUAGCACCAGGCUGGUGGGCACAGCCUCCAAUCACCUGGGCCCCAAGAUCUGUGGAGGGCAUCCAGAUCCCAAGUCCCAGUGGCUUCAGCACCAACAACCAGCCCACCAACCUGUGGCGCAUCGACGACCCCCUGACAUGACCCCCCACAAAAAGUGCUGCUGCAUCCUGGGAGUCCCAUCCUCGGCUUUUCCCAAAUCUCCCUAGGAGGAAUAAAGACCCUGCGCAAUGCCA
Taeniopygia guttata (zebra finch) is the source of this 1273-nucleotide messenger RNA. RefSeq lists its product as uncharacterized. NCBI's taxonomy places the organism in Eukaryota, Metazoa, Chordata, Aves, Passeriformes, Estrildidae. The record is from RefSeq and is a predicted model, not a curated record.